AUGAUUUCUUUAAACACGCCUAAUGUUACCGGUAAAACAUGCGGCUUGCACGUGAAUGACUUUUUAGAAACUACAAAGUUCGACGAUGAUGAAUGUAAGUUGAAAAAUUACACAUGCCAUUCGGAAGCAACGUGCAGCAGCACCAAUGGGUCAUUCGUCUGUACUUGUAUCAAAGGAUUUACAGGAAAUGGAACGGUUUGCAAAGACGUGGAUGAAUGUGCGUUGAAGACUCACACAUGUCAUCGUCAAGCCACGUGCAACAAUACUAUUGGAUCCUACAUCUGUACUUGUGAUCAAGGAUGGACAGGUGAUGGGAGGAGUUGCAAAGACGACGAUGAAUGUGCUUCGCGAACACAAAGAUGCCACCUUCAUGCUAUUUGUCAGAAUACCAUUGGAUCAUACACCUGUAUUUGCAAAGAUGGGUUUUCAGGAAAUGGAACGGUUUGCAAAGGAUCCCAUCCAAUCUGUUUCUCAGCGAGAGACACGUUGCAUAGCAAGUUCAGCGUUGGAAUGCUGGAUAGACUGGAUGAAGAGGCAUACGAACUCUAUCGUAAAGACAAAUCCACUGAAGACCGCAAAAACGUCGCACAGGAGAUUAUCAAAGAUCUGACCUGCGUAACAAAUCUUGACGCAGUCACGGGUAAAACAAGCCAAAUGAACGAACAAAAUUUAACUGAAGCGGUCCGAAUACUUCAAAAAAUAGUUAAUCUGAACAUUUCUGAUCUUGAUGUUUUGGGUCCUGUAAACAAUAUAUUGGAUCCUAGGAAUGCAGAUGCUUGGAGAACUAUGAAGGACGGAAAAUUAAUCGGCGAUCUGGUAAUGACACUGCAAAAUUAUGCAACUCAGCAAGGAGAAGCCUUAAAAAACGAUGCAUCUAAUUCUGCUAUAUUUUAUAACCGUUCAAACAUCCAGUUACGCGUUGAAUACACAAACCAAAGUCAAUUGACGCCAGAAAGAGGAAUUUUUAAUUUUCCAAAUGCAUCCUUUGUUCUUUCACCUGAUGCACUUGCUAAAGAUUCUGGUGCUGUGGUCGCCGUUGUUUGGUAUAAAACAUUGAACAGCUUUCUAACGGACGGUUUAGAUGAUAAAGAUGAUAUUAAUGGUAUCAUAAAUAGCACAAUCAUCAGCGCAAGUGUUCAACCUCAUCCAAUGAAGAAUCUGGAAGAACCUGUUCGAAUCAGCUGGGACACAAAAGAAUCAACAAAGAAGAACAGAAAAUGUGCUCACUGGAAUCCUGAAUUAAGUGAAAGUGGAUGGAAAACAGCUGCAUGUGAAGAGGUGUUUGAUGAGUCAAAUAAUCACCGCAUUACAUGUGAAUGUCAGGAGCUGGCAGCCUUCGCUUUUGUAGAAAUUUUCAGAAAUUUGGAGAGCCAUCGUGAAGUGAGAAGAUCUAAUGUUCACCCAAUGUCAAUUGUUGGCUGCACAGUAUCACUGGUUUGUGUAUUGCUUACGAUACUUGCGCACGUUUUCUUGUGGAGAAGGCUUGAUGAGAGAGCCAAAAUUCCAUCUAAAGUUCUCAUGAAUCUCUGCGUCGCUAUUGUAAUCGCAAAUAUCUUUUGCAUCAUCGCUGAAUCCGCUCUACAUCAUGAGAAAUUCUGUAUUGCUGCAUCGAUAUUAUUGUAUUUUGCUCUACUCGUUCUUUUUGGAUGGAUGUUGGGCGAAGGAUUUAUCAUUCUCUUUCGACUUGCGAAGGUCUACCUGGUUUCAGAUUAUUGGGGAAAAUUUUUGAAAGCGUUCUACGGCAUAUAUUGGGGUAUCCCAGUUAUCAUUGAUAUUAACGUAGCUACUGGAGUAGACGAUUGGGUGAUUCAUAACGAGUAUGUAUGUUGGUGCCGUAGUGGAAGUGAAGCAUUCUGGAUUUUCAUUGCUUCUCUUUGUGCAAUUUUACUUAUCAACGUCGUUAUCUUUCUCUUUGCCUUCCGACAUGCUUCAUCUUCUCAAGAGUUAUGCAUAACGCAGACAAAAGAGGACACGGCACAUGAACACGAAAGAGAAAUUCUUGGUCUAAGAUGCGCUGCUCUGGUGCAUCUUCCGCUGCUUGGACUCACGUGGUUGUUUGGUUUACUUGCAUUUCAUCAGAAUCAGAAUGCGUUGAAAUAUCUUUUCGUCAUUUUCAACAUCUUGCAAGCAUUGAUGUUAGUCGUUUCUCACGUAGUGUUGAAUCGAAUGCUUCACAAAGCCAUGCACAAAGAAAAGCAAGAUCGUCUUUUCAAACCGACUAAAGGCGUUCCUUCGACAACACGCGAAGACGACGAUGAAAAAGCACCAAUUGCAGUUACAUCAGUGUAAUGUUUCAGAUUCCAUUAUUCGAACAACCAGCUUUAGAUGCCAAAGAAAUGAGUUUGAUGAGCAGUCUACUUGAUGGAGGGUGUGAGAUUCAUUCAAUGAACUUGUAAUAUAUAACCAGGCCGAAAUAUUUAGGUUUUUGUGGGAAUUAAAGUAGAAUGGGUUGCAAUUGGGAAGUGUAUUUAAUUGAAGGUUAAUUCAACUAAACUGAAUAGUGUGAACACACAGUUAGUAUGAAAUUAAGUUCUGGGAUUUUGAUUAUAUUGCUUUUCGUAACUUGACUAUCUUAUUCACAUAGACGUGCACGCCAAAUUAUUAUAUACAAUCUCCGUCAUAUCGCAUGAUUUUGAGAUGACCAACCCUGAUUGAGUUUUAAUCCACUGUGAAAUUUGGUGAACACGUUCAACAUAAGUUGAUUAAUAGCUCAUGAU
Messenger RNA from Dendronephthya gigantea, 2717 nucleotides. Its product is annotated as adhesion G protein-coupled receptor L4-like. Gene Ontology annotation, molecular function: G protein-coupled receptor activity; calcium ion binding. The transcript has 13 exons. Gene Ontology annotation, biological process: cell surface receptor signaling pathway; adenylate cyclase-activating G protein-coupled receptor signaling pathway. The record is from RefSeq and is a predicted model, not a curated record. Lineage: Eukaryota; Metazoa; Cnidaria; Anthozoa; Malacalcyonacea; Nephtheidae. The coding region runs from base 1 to 2289 and encodes 762 amino acids. Gene Ontology annotation, cellular component: membrane.